Rosa rugosa (rugosa rose) is the source of this 1788-nucleotide messenger RNA. RefSeq names its product heat stress transcription factor A-3. Gene Ontology annotation, molecular function: RNA polymerase II cis-regulatory region sequence-specific DNA binding; DNA-binding transcription factor activity. Gene Ontology annotation, biological process: regulation of transcription by RNA polymerase II. Bases 289 to 1647 code for a protein of 452 amino acids. Gene Ontology annotation, cellular component: nucleus. The record is from RefSeq and is a predicted model, not a curated record. The transcript is spliced from 2 exons. Lineage: Eukaryota; Viridiplantae; Streptophyta; Magnoliopsida; Rosales; Rosaceae.
AACUACCCCAGGUCGGCGCUCAAAACCAUCCUCUCCCUCUCUCUCUCUCUCAAAUUGCAGCCACAGCCCCCACCUCAAAAUGGCUCUGAACUCGGAUCAUGACCGAUCACCCCUCUCUUAUAAGCAACAGUGCCUCUCCUCCACCGCCUUUGAAUUCCCCUUUGACCAAUACCCCCAUAUAUACCCACCCAACCCCCCCCCAUUUCUCACCCAAUACACACCCGAAAACCAGUACUCUGUUUUCUCUACUCUGUUUUUUUGGUGCAACAAAUCCAAUAGGUUGAUUUUAUGUAUCCGAGAGAUGACGAGAGGUUUCCAAAACCUCCUACGUCAAUUUCGGGUCAAUUGGACUGUGUGGGAGAGCCGCAGCCGCAGCCGCUUCAGUGUCUGCAGGGGACUCCGGUGCCGCCGUUUCUGUCCAAGACGUUUGAUUUGGUGGACGACCCAUCGCUGGAUUUGAUCAUAUCGUGGGGUUCUACUGGAAGAAGCUUCGUGGUUUGGGACCCUGUGGAGUUUUCGAGGCUCAUCUUGCCUCGGAAUUUCAAGCACAGCAAUUUCUCGAGCUUUGUCCGCCAGCUUAAUACUUAUGGUUUUCGCAAGAUCGAUACAGAUAAGUGGGAGUUUGCAAAUGAAGCUUUCCUGAGGGGCAAAAGACAUUUGUUGAAGAACAUCCAGAGGCGCAAGUCAUCUCAGUCCUUGCAGAUUGAGAGCUUUACUGGGCCUUCUGCUGAAGCAGGAAGGCCUGGACUCGAAGGUGAGAUAGAGUCACUGAGGAACCAGAGGAGUCUGUUAAUGCAGGAGGUCGUUGACUUGCAACAGCAGCAGCGAGGUACAGUUCACCAUAUGAAAGAAGUGAAUGAGAGGCUGCAGUCUGCUGAGCAGAGACAGCAGCAGAUGGUUUCUUUCUUGGCCAAGGUGCUUCAAAACCCAGCAUUCUUAGCCAGGCUUCAACGGAAGAAAGAACAGAAAGGUAUAGGCUCUUCCUCUGGGCAGAGGAAAUUUGUUAAGGCGCGUGAACGUGAACCAGGUAGAUCUGAUUCUUAUGUGGAAGGGCAAAUUGUGAAGUACGAACCUGCUUGGAGAAACCAUACCAUGUCGUCUGCAGUCCCAUAUGUAAAUCCAGUUCCUAUUGAAAACUCUCCAGAUCAUGGUAUGCCAUUUCAAUUUGAGAAUAUUGCAUUUGAUGGGUUAAUGGUCUCGGAUGAACUAGAAGUAACACCAGAGCAAGAGGGUGAAGGGGCAUCAAGCAUGGUAAUUGAAGAUCCACUUUCCAAAGGCAAGAGUGUUGUGACCCAACAACAAGAGGUUAAUCCCGAGCCUUACAUCUCUUUCCAGGAGGAUUUGAUGAAGGAGAGGAGUACUUUUGAGGAACUCUCAUUUCCAGGGAUUGAGAGCAUGGUUAAACCAGAUGAUGUAUGGAGUAUGGGUUUUGAUGCCAGUGCUGGUAUGUCAAGUUCUAGCAGUGGGUUUUGGAGUAAUCCGAUCAACUGUGAUAUGCCAGAGAUGGGAAUCCCAGACGGAUUGUUUGAUAUCUGGGACAUAGGAGCACUGCAAGCAGCAGGAGGGUCUGGCAUUGAUAAGUGGCCAGCUGAUGAAUCUGCAUUCGAUGAGCGUGCAAGUCAAGAUGAACUGCCAAAAGAUGAUUAGCUAAUAAUAUUGGUCCAUAGAGCUGCAUUUCUUGCCCAUUUGCUGCCCUUGAGGAUCCUAGUUAUUUUUAGUUGCAGGGGUCUAUUAUUUGGACGAUUUGUUGAUGAAUAUAUUAAGUUUGACAGUUCCAUUCUUUCUUUA